Oreochromis niloticus (Nile tilapia) is the source of this 5286-nucleotide messenger RNA. It is a transcript of the gene ccny, whose product is annotated as cyclin Y. The record is from RefSeq and is a predicted model, not a curated record. The transcript is spliced from 12 exons. Gene Ontology annotation, biological process: regulation of cyclin-dependent protein serine/threonine kinase activity. Lineage: Eukaryota; Metazoa; Chordata; Actinopteri; Cichliformes; Cichlidae. Gene Ontology annotation, molecular function: protein kinase binding. The coding region runs from base 573 to 1643 and encodes 356 amino acids.
GUAGUACCUGAAAGCAACACGGCAGCGGAUGUAGCAGCAGCAGCAGUCUACAGUACUCUGGCAACCAUGUAGCGCUGAGAGCAAAAACAUCUUCCUCUCCGACCAGCUCAAGUGCUAUGUUCUUAUAUCCGUGUCGUUAUAAAGUAACAGUCCUCGGAAAAUGUGUCUCUGAGAGUAAACGCACCCUCGGAGAGGAAUUACAGGGCGAGGGAGUCGACAGCGAUACCGAAGCCUGCUAUCCAGAGGCACUACCUCCCCUCGCCUGGAGGUUUGGAAGUGGACAUUUAGCUGCUUUUCUGUUUCAUUACCCUACCUUGGCGGGUUCUUUUCUUUUUCUGUUUUUUUCUAGUAGCUCUCAAUGGCUCCAUUUGUUUAACUAACCGUGCCGUGGACGCGAGAGAAGGGCGUGUAACGCAAAUUGUACCAGGGGAAAGCUCGUUUGCACCGGGUCCCGUCUCCGCGUUACCGCCCCGUUUUUUCCACUUGUAGUAAGGCUAGCAGCAACAGCAGGGAGAAAGCCUGCCGGGUGGAGUUGGGCUUGAGGAAUACAACCGAAAGCUGCUUUCACAAACAUGGGCAAUACAACCUCCUGCUGCGUGUCGUCGAGCCCCAAACACCGGAGAAGCAACCACUCUAGGCUGGAGCCCUACCGGCCCGAGCCUGAACUGAGUCGCGAAGACACGGGUUGCAACCUCCAGCACAUCAGCGACAGAGAAAAUCUAGAUGAUCUUCCCAUGGAGUACAAUCCCUCAGAUCAUCCCCGCGCCAGCACCAUUUUCCUCAGCAAGUCACAAACUGAUGUUGCUGUACCCAGCAAAAGAGUUCGAGAAAAACGGAAGAGCCUUUACAUCAACCACUUCACACACAUUUCGGAGAACAAGCAUUAUCCGGGCCCAGUGAGACGGAAAUACAGCUCCUGUUCCACCAUAUUCCUUGAUGACAGCACUGUCAGUCAACCCAACCUGAAAUACACCAUCAAAUGCGUAGCUCUUGCAAUAUAUUAUCAUAUAAAGAACAGAGACAUCGACGGAAGAAUGUUGUUAGAUAUUUUCGAUGAGAAGCUUCAUCCACUCUCAAAAUCUGAGGUUCCUGCUGAUUAUGACAAACACGACCCUGAGCAGAAGCAGAUCUACCGCUUCGUCAGGACGCUGUUCAGUGCCGCACAGCUCACUGCCGAGUGCGCCAUAGUCACUUUGGUGUAUUUGGAGAGACUCCUGACCUACGCAGAGAUCGACAUUUGCCCUGCCAAUUGGAAGCGGAUCGUGUUGGGAGCCAUCCUCCUGGCUUCCAAAGUCUGGGACGACCAGGCGGUUUGGAACGUCGACUACUGCCAAAUUCUCAAGGAUAUCACUGUGGAGGACAUGAAUGAGCUGGAGCGUCAGUUCCUGGAAUUGCUGCAGUUCAAUAUCAAUGUGCCGUCCAGCGUCUACGCCAAGUAUUACUUUGACCUGCGCUCUCUUGCUGAGGCCAAUAACCUCAGCUUCCCCCUGGAGCCUCUCAGCAGGGACAAGGCCCAAAAACUAGAGGCCAUCUCACGGCUGUGUGAUGACAAGUACAAGGACUUGAGGAAACUAGCCAAGAAGCGCUCGGUGAGCGCAGACAACCUAACAGUGGUGCGGUGGUGUCCGGCCAUCAUUUCCUAACACUGGCUGUCUGCAGAGGAUUGCAUCAUAGACCUGUACUGUAUUUCUGCCUAGUAUGCAGGCAGACCAGGUGGGCAGCAGUCGUGUGGAUCAGUGUCAGUCUGGAAUCUCCUCACACAUACACACACCCCUUCAACAAUCUGGCACUGUUACAAAUGUGAUUGCAUCCAGACUGGUUGUUGUACAUAAAAGAAGUCCUGUUUCCUGCCUGCACUGAACGAAAUAGAGCUAAGCUGAACCAAACUGAACGCUGUUGGAAUGAAGACCACCUAACUUCAGAAGAUAAGCAGCCAGGUGGAAAUACAGAAGUGGGGAGACUUGUGUGAAGUCCAGAAAUGAAAAUAGGAACACGCUUAAAAAGCAGGAUACAGGACGUAACAGCGGCAGCGGCGCUCCAUAAUUCCCUCCAAUGCUGAAGUGCUUGUACAGCUGCUGGAGGGGACGCCGUGUACAUUCCUUUGAUUUUAAUCUUCUGGUUCAGUCAGUACGUUAGCUGAAGCAUGAGAUGAUCGUUUGACAGCUGAUAGACACAUUUCAAACUUUACUUCAAUUUCUCAGUUAGUUUGUGUUUUGUUGGGUGUUUUUGUUCUUUUGCAUUCCCACGCUGCAGCUCCCUCUGUUCGCAGAGACAAGCGCAUACAAAAGAAAGACAUUUCACCGUUUGCUUAGCAGUACAGUUGAUACGUGGACUACAUAUCCUCAGCCCUCCUUGACAAACAGAAUCCACUGAGCAUUCUCUCAGAUGGGGACCAUUUGACUGAAGUUUUCAUCAGGAUAACUGACAUUCAACGAGACAAGUCCGUUUUUAGCUCAAGGGCACUUAUUCAGCUUUUAGGCAUCCAGUUGCAGAAUAGUAUCUCUGACAGUACGGCCACCCAGCAACCAUUCAGAUAAAGCAAUAUUCAUGCAUCGCUUUGUUGUUGUGAUUAAAUAUAACAAAGCACGCACACAUGGGAGGAGAUUUACUGGAAGACAGAAACGAGACAUACUGUAGAGCUUCUGUUGUACUUUAUUCACUGCCAUUGCCCUGACCUGUGGUGCCUGUAAUAAGCUAGUUAAACACUUCUCCCCUCUCUGCUGGAGAAAAAAAAAGAACAAAUAAGUCUGAAGUAUUUUUUUUCUCUACCAUUUUGUACGGUUCUUCCAACUUACAAAGUAACAGCACAAGUGAAAACAUUGACAUUAAAAUGCCAACUAAAAGCAUGAACCUUCAGGGUCGUCAAAGACUGAAACGAAUGAAAAAGCUUCGAGCGAUGAUUGAAACACUGCUUACAAAAUGAUAGAUUGUAUACAUUUUGCUAAAUUGUCUUUGUACAGUGUAAAUACAGCACCGCCGUGUGCAAAAAUCUGUAAACUGAGGUCAUAAUGUUAAAAAAAAUACAAAAAGAAUAAGGUUAGAAUAUUUAUAUGGGUCAGUUUAUACUGUAAAUGGGGAGGGGCAAAUAUGUCUAAAUAUGUGUUUCUAUGACAAAUCAAGUAAAGAAGAGAGUCAAGUGUUACGAUUUAAAUAGGAAACACCACUUAAGAUUUUUUUGUCUCUUGUCAACAAUUUCACAAUGCCGAAAAUGCCAUUAUUUUAAUGGUACAUAAUGUGUGUGGUAUGGAGAUAACACAUGACAAUUCAAUUUCAUUUCAUUAUUAUUAUGAUUAUUUUUGUCUUUGUAAGUCCUCUCUGUGAAACGUUACCCUACUCAUAUGUUUUUGAUAAAAUAAGGAUGCUUGUUUCCUCUGAAGCUGUAAAUUUGGCAAGAUGCAGUAAAAGGUUAUCAGGUGAGUCAAAAAUAUGACUCAGCAUGUAGUUAAAUAAUAAUGUCUGAACUGAGAAUUCAUAUUAGGCAGACUUAUUCUGUUAACACGCAUCACUAAUCCUCCUGUUGUCUUUGGCUCAAAUUUAAUUUGUAUCCAUUACCACAUGCAUUUAUUUGUUUUAAUUGGACUUAAAAAUUGAAAAACGUUAAACCCACAAAAAAGAUUUAUUCAGACUGUAUUUAAAAGAUGGACAUAGUGCCUUAAACCUGCAUUUUAUCUCAUAGCCAGCAGGGGGCAUUUCGUCUCAUUGCAAAAAGGUGUCCAGUUGCACAGAAGUGUAUGGGGAAAAGGAAACUUGGUUUUAAAACCCUGAGCUGGUGUCAGUCCAGAUGCUCAGCUCCAAGUUGUAACACUUUUCAUGUCUACACCAACUAAUUGGCAAUUCUAUGAGAAAAUUCCCUCUGGACGACAUUUCCACUUAUCACUCUUAGCCGGUGAGUUAAAAAGUUCAUUUUGGGUCCUGAUUGGGCACGCUGUCCAUCUAACGAAUAAAUGGAAGCACAUUUUUCUUUUAUGACUGAUCGACUGAUUGGUGGUGAGAAAACGUGUUAAGCAUUUUAUUUGUGCCAAAUAACUGGUGUUCAAAGGAAAAAUGUCUUUUUUAUACAAUAUUAUUUGCUCACAUCAACAGUCAUCUGAUAACCUUUUGCCGCAUUUUGCCAGCCUCACAGAAACAUUAGUAAAACUGUCAUAAACAGUAUUUUCAUAAAUGGCUCCCUUCCUGAUUCCUUCUUUUUUUUUCUUGACCUUUUUCCUUUAAAAACAGAAAAAAGGCCAGUCUACAGAUUUGGGUUCAGUUGCUGUUCUAGGUGUAUGAGGAUAGGAUAAAAAUGAAACUUAAAUGAACUUUAUGUGACCGGCUGUUUGCCUUAUGAUGAACCAGACUCUAAAUCUAAAUCAGUGAACAGACAGAAUGUUGAUGUAAUCUAAAAAUAUCUGAAGACGUUAAUUUCUUUUUAAUGAAAUAAAAAGGUCAGGGGGGAAAACACGUUCUGAUUUCAAAUGUGACAUCGGUUUGUUCUUGUGCAUUUCAUCGGUAGCCUCCAGGAGUGUGAUUUAUGUUACUUUGCUUUUCUAAGCUACCAGAAAAUCAGUCUGGCUUGCAGGCAUGCAGAGGGGCAGAAAUGUACCAAAGUUAUGGAGGAAAAAAUGAAGGAAGCUCUGAUGUGGUGUCUGAUCUUAGAGAAGUGCUUUUUUGUGUGUGCAUGUGGCGCUUUGAAUGAUUGGUAAAUAAAAAGUGCAAAAUGCAUCUUUGGGGGAAGUUACGAUACUGGAGUAGCUGUUGUGAGAUAUUGAAAGAUUGUAUAUCCUAUUUAUUGUAUGUGUGUGUACACACCGCCCAGUGUGGUUUUCUCUGCACGCAGAAAGAAGCCGCGUGGUCGACAGUGGUGAGUCCUGAUGUGGAGAACGUACCCCCUCCCUCUGAUAGCAAAGACCGGUGUGUGUGUGUGUGUGUGUGUGUGUGUCUGUCAUAGCCUUGUGCACUGAGCUCUACCUCUGCAUAGAGUUUUACUUUUUUCUCUAAUGUUUUUUCUUCCUCUCCAAUAUGAAAUUUUUCAAAUUUGACAAAUACAGCUUUGAUCACGAUGGCAGUAAACUGCUGCAGCUGUGACACUUUUUUUCUUCUUGUUGAUGGAUAUUUUCAACAACUUGUACUGUAUUCUGUUGUAAAUGUCAGUGUAUUAUUUCCUCUUCAUUGAGUCACUCAUUUGUUCCUGUUCUGAGUUGCCAAACUUUUCUCUGUAUGUUUUCAACUAUGAUUUAAAAAAACAAACCUGCUCCCAUUUUAGGAAAAAAACUUUGCAAGAAUUAAAAUUUUCAACCUUGCAGUUUA